Messenger RNA from Parascedosporium putredinis, 2109 nucleotides. NCBI's taxonomy places the organism in Eukaryota, Fungi, Ascomycota, Sordariomycetes, Microascales, Microascaceae. The record is from the annotation of a GenBank genome assembly.
AUGGCUUUCUCGGCGACGGUGAUGCGCCGCAUCACACGGCGACAUCCUAACGUGCGAGUUCCAGCAAGGAGAUUCCAGCCAUGCUUCUCCUGUUAUCUGACCCUGAGGCAAGUUCAUGCGUCAGCCGCUCAGCUUCCUCACGGCUCCCAGGUCAAGGAUAUCCGAAACAUUGGCAUCAUCGCGCAUGUCGACGCUGGCAAGACUACAACCACCGAGCGUAUGCUCUACUGCAGCGGCUUCUCGACUCGCCAAGGAACGAGAAAAGGCAUCACCAUCCAGUCCGCGGCGGUCACCUUUCACUGGCCUCCCGCGGCAAAGUGCGCCCCGGGCACUCAUCCAAAGACCAUCAACCUCAUCGAUACCCCGGGCCACCAAGAUUUCAGAUUCGAGGUCGACCGCUGCCUGCCCGUGCUGGACGGCGCCGUCUGCAUCAUUGACGGCGUCGAGGGCGUCGAGGCCCAUACGGAGCGCGUAUGGGGCUCGGCGCAGGAAUACAACAUCCCCGCAUCCGCUGACCGUCAAGCCCUUCUCCCCGAGAUGAGCCCGGACCUGGCCAAGGAGCUCGACCUCGCCCGAGAAAACAUGAUUGCGGUUUUGGCCGACCACGACGAAGUCAUCAUGGACCUCUUUCUUGAGGCGCCGGAUACCAUCACGAACGAGCACAUCAAGUCGGCUCUGCGAAGGACCAUUGGUCGUGGCGACGGCUCCGUGGUUCCCGUCUUUGCCGGCGCCUCCCUGAGGAGUAUCGGCGUCGAACCGCUUCUCGAUGCCAUUGUUGACUAUCUACCAAGCCCCGAUGAGCGUCCAGAAGUCGUCGUCCGGAGCGGAUCUGAAAGUAUGCCGUUGUCCCGAUUCCUCGAGAAGACGGUCGAGCGAGGUCACCAGCGGCUAGCGGCCGUGGCAUCAGUCUUCAAGGUCUUCAAUCACCCCAAAGAGGGGUUGCUGAGCUUCGUGCGCAUCUACGCCGGGCAUCUCCCCAAGAACGCCGCGCCUUGGAACACCCACGCCCUCCAGGUCGAAAGGCCGAUGGGCCUAGUGCAGAUCGACGCCGCCAAAACCCACAUCGUGGACCAGCUCGGCAUGGGUCAAAUUGGCGCGUUGCGGGGCCUCAAGUUUGCGCGAACUGGCGACACCCUCAUCACGACCGUAGGCCACAAGCCCGUGCCAGACGCCGCCAAGGCAGUCCAGAUACGCCCACCCGAGAUCCCGCCACCCGUCGCCUUCUUGGCCAUUGACCCGUUUGGCCUCGUCGCGGCCAACCAGCUGCAAACGGCGCUGCAAAACACCUCGAGGGAGGACCCUAGCUUGCGGUGGAGCCGGGACGAGAAAACCGACCAGUUCAUUAUCCAGGGCAUGGGAAAACUUCACUUGGACGUCGUUGUCCACGGCCUGAAGAAAAAGUACAAGAUUGACGCCGCCUUUGGUGAGAUCGAGGUUGAUUACAAGGAACACCUCUCGUCCCCGACCAGCUGGCAUGAGGCCGUCUUCGACCGCGUCCUUGUCAACAAGUCAGGCACCGUUGUCUGUUCCGCCAUGCUCGAGCCCAUCGAAAAGCAUCACCGCGACACCCUGCUCGAGUCCACCGUCGAGAAAGACGGCAACAUCUUCCACAUCCAAAUCCCUCUGCCCGAGAGCGGAGAACUUCCCUUCAACACAGAAGAGGCACGUCAGCAGAUGCUCAACGGUGCCAUCGCGGCGCUCGCUCGGGGCCCCGGAGGGACGCCCUCGGGCGGCCACUUUAGCGGUGCAGCGCGGCGUGCCGUCCAGGAUGCUCUCAAGGAAGGAUUCGCGCGGGGUCAAGUCGGGGUCAUGGAACCCAUCAUGAAGGUCAUCAUCACGUGCCCCGAGUCGGCGGCGGGAGUGGUCCAGCACGACAUCAGCGCGGCAGCGGGCGGGCACGUCCAGGAAGUCAAGGGCCUCUCCGGGGAGGUGACGGUGGAAGGGACCGUGGACACAUCCAAGAUCUACGCGCCACCGGACCCGUACGACGCGGUGACGACGCAGAGAAAGAAAUCGACGACGAGGAGGGUACAGAUCACGGCCAAGGUGCCGUUCAAGGAGAUGAUUGACUACGAUAGCCAUUUACGAAGCAAGACGGGGGCGACAUAG